Messenger RNA from Populus trichocarpa (black cottonwood), 846 nucleotides. Its product is annotated as cytochrome b5. The transcript is spliced from 4 exons. Gene Ontology annotation, cellular component: intracellular membrane-bounded organelle; membrane. The coding region runs from base 205 to 609 and encodes 134 amino acids. NCBI's taxonomy places the organism in Eukaryota, Viridiplantae, Streptophyta, Magnoliopsida, Malpighiales, Salicaceae. Gene Ontology annotation, molecular function: heme binding. The record is from RefSeq and is a predicted model, not a curated record.
CUAAAUACGGCAUCUAAAAUGGGAGAGUCCACCAAACCAUGAUUCGUCGUCUUGCCAGCUGCCACUCUCUCGAGUUUUAUAAAAUACUAUAAAGCAUAAUCCAAGGUUAGUAGAGCUCCAUAAACUUUUGUCAAAAGCCAAGAGAUAGAGGCAGCCUCCCGCAUCUUACAAGUUACAAGACGUCUUUCAUUAUUUGUGAAAGAUAUGGCUUCUUCAAAGGUUUACUUAUUUGAUGAGAUUUCCAAGCACAACAAAACCAAGGAUUGCUGGCUUAUUAUCUCUGGCAAGGUGUAUGAUGUCACCUCGUUCAUGGAUGAUCACCCCGGAGGCGAUGAGGUUUUGCUGUCAUCAACAGGGAAAGAUGCAACAAACGAUUUUGAAGAUGUGGGUCACAGCGAUGAUGCUAGAGAGAUGAUGGAAAAGUAUGUCAUUGGUGAGGUAGAUGUAACAACAGUCCCAACAAAACGCCUCUACGUAGCACCAGGUUUGGGAGGAACAAACCCUAAAGACGAUAAGCCUGGGUUUCUGAUUAAGAUCUUGCAGCUACUCGUGCCCCUCCUGAUCUUGGGCUUGGCUCUUGCCGUCCGAACCUACACCAAAAAAGAAUAGAGGCUAUGAUUUAUCAAUAUCUAUCUUUUUAAGGGGUUAGAUGGGGGAUUCAAUCAGUUUAAUUCUUAAAACACUCUUUUGUUUUGUUCCUCCGUUGCAUUGUGUUUGUGCUGAAGUUAGCUAGGGGUCCAUAAUUGAACCCAUUGGUAUUUAUUUGGAACAGUUAGUCACUUGUAAGUGGUAACUGGACAUGUCUGAUUUUGUUGGUUGAUAAACAGGAGCUUUCCACUUUUGAAA